GCGAGCAAGGUCUGUUUGUGGUGAAAACAAAGAAUGUUUAUUUGAUGUCGCUGUCACAGGAAAGACAAGUAUUGGCGAAGCAACUUUAAAAUCUUUUAAAGAACUACAAAUAAGAAAAAUGACUCCAUUGUUGUCGCGGCUCCUAUCUAUUUUGGUUGUGAUGGUAUUCAAGACAGUGAAAAUAAAACAGACUUUUGUGGUGUUUGUGGAGGUGAUAAUUCCACGUGCACAAAUUGUCAAGGUGUUGUCCAACCUGGGUUUAUUGCAAAUGUAACUUGUGGUGUUUAUCAAGAAUGGAGUGAAUGGAGUGUUUGUUUCAAGAAAAACGACAAAGAUACGAAAAUGAGAAAUCGAACUUGCUCUGAAGCUGGCCAAUGUGGAUAUCUUGGUGAAAACAUUCAACACAAGUCUUGCGAUGAUGAUAUUAACGAAUGCCUUUCUAAUCCUUGUAAAGUCAAAUGUACUGAUAAUGAAGGAUCGUAUGAAUGUCACUGUAGAGAAAGAUGCUCCGAUGUUGACAGUUUUUCCCUUAUAAUGGACAUAAAAUAUGCUGGAUUUGCUGGAGAUUUACUACAAAUUACGUGCAGUUUUAACGGUACAUCUACACCAAGUUUUGUAUGGAAAAAUGGUAGCCAAUUGCUCUCUUUCUCGGAAAGAAUAAAAAUUGAAACAAAUGGCAAAAUCUCAAAUCUUUUUGUUCGCAAAACACUAAAAACUGAUUCCGGUUUUUACCAAUGCAUCGCAAGGAAAGCUGAAUACAUCAUUUACAGCAAUGUCUCUAUUAAAGUAAAAGUCGCUCCAGUUGUGUCUGUUUUUCCACAUUCAAUAUCUACUAAAGAAGAUGACGUAGUGUUACUCACUUGUCAUGUGCUUGAAGGCGAUGAGAAAAAUAUAAAAAUUUUAUGGUUCAACAAGUCAUAUCCAAAAGUUCACAUGCAUCGAGGAAGACAACUUAAUCUUACAAACCUCGUCCAACUAACAGAUCGUAAAAGCUUUUCAGAAGAGUAUUGGUGCACUGCUAAAAACUCAGAUGGUAAAAAUCGAAGUCGGAACGUAAAAGUUGUCUUAGUGUCAAAAGUUUUCUGUAAAAGCUUGCAUUUUACAUUGAAAACGUAGGUUUCACUGACUUCUGCUCGAAAGAAUCAUCUGGUGGUUAUGUUUGGAAGAAAACUCCAGUUGGAUCAACUGUCGUUAUUGACUGCGGC
Xenia sp. Carnegie-2017 is the source of this 1205-nucleotide messenger RNA. Its product is annotated as contactin-3-like. The transcript has 7 exons. Bases 343 to 1116 code for a protein of 257 amino acids. NCBI's taxonomy places the organism in Eukaryota, Metazoa, Cnidaria, Anthozoa, Malacalcyonacea, Xeniidae. The record is from RefSeq and is a predicted model, not a curated record. Gene Ontology annotation, molecular function: calcium ion binding.